Molecule: messenger RNA, 1815 nt
Organism: Paraglomus brasilianum
Lineage: Eukaryota; Fungi; Glomeromycota; Glomeromycetes; Paraglomerales; Paraglomeraceae
Source: the annotation of a GenBank genome assembly
AUGGAUCUGAAAGGAGCCAUUAGGUUCUCGACUGACAGUGCCAACUUUCUUUCAUGCAGUGUAGUUGCUGAUGCUGAAAAACACUAUCUUUACGUCUAUUCAACAAGCAAUUGGCAAAUGAUUCGGAACAUGAACAUUGACAUAUAUGUUAAUGAUCUUCGAACUGCAUCGCAUCCUUGGACGCAAGUUGAAUCAGUAAAAAGUUCACUACACGGUGAGCUUUUUGUGAGCAUCGAAAAAUUGGACGUCCUAUCAUUCUUGUCUAUACCGGAACACAAGCCACCGGUCCGUUGUCAAAGCAGUCAUUUUGUAGACGUCGAUGCAAGGCAAACCAUCUUUGCCCUCUCUCCUAACGGAAAAAUGCUCGCAACCUGGACUCCAACUGAAAGGCUUGUCAUUUUUUUAUGUGAAUACGGUAUCUUAUUCUCGGAUUCGAUGGCCCCAAAAGAACAUUUAGGCGAUCGUAGUAAAUCAGUGAGAAAGUUAGUAUGGAUUGGGGACAAACAUGUAAUGAUUGUCAAUGCGGACGGCGGAACAAAAUGGGAUAUUUAUACAUAUGACCUUAUCAGUGAAUACGAUAAGUUUGGGAAGAUGCCCAUCUUUAAAUCUACAGGAGAAGACGUCUAUGCUAACUGUGAUAACAACAUUCCGGAGAUCAAGGAGUUAGACGACCCAGACCUAACAGAUUCAUUCGAUGAAAGUAUAGAGCGGUUGGAAGGAACGACAAAACUGUGUAAAUAUGAUGGCAUAACGCUUUAUGAAACAGGCAUAAAGUAUGUUAAUGGCGGGAAUCAGGACAAACUGCAUCACAUUGUUGAAUUUAUAAUAGAACCGUGGUACUUUCCGCACAAUCGAACUACAACAAUAUUUCUGCUAGACGAUUACAAUAAGCGAGUACUUCUUUUCGGUAAACAAACAAUACAGGUGUGGAACUUUGCAUCUAGAGAACCAAACUUACAAUACAUUUGGUGCAAACCAAUAUCUGCAAUAAAUUACAGUAUUGACAAACCUUCGCUAGGUAGAGAUAAGAAAGGAAAUUUUAUUCUCAAAUUUCAAUGUAUUGUCGAGGGCUCCAGUGAAGAGCUGAUACUAUCGCUACGUCCAACCCAAUUCGAAACAACUUUACAUGCAUUGUAUGCCCGUAAAUUUCUGGAAUCCAAAGACCAUGGUCCGAGUCACGGAUUGCACCAUUCUAAGCUAUUGAAACAAUGCGAAGAGAUAGUUUACAGUACCAUCCGUACCAACGCUAAAAUCUUUAAUGCGAAUGUAGAUGAUAGAUCCAUGGUGCACUUACUGAUUGAUUUAGAUAGCGCGUUUGCAGAUUCAAUGUUAGAAGAGCUAUUACAAAAGGACGUUUAUAUCCCGCUGUUUUACGAAAACAAAAAGUCUGAUAAAAACAAAGAGUCUGACGAAAACAAAGAGUCUGCUCUCUCAUGCGCUAUAUUAAAAGGAAAAGCAGAAGUGGUUCGUCUGCUAUUAAAGUACUACUGCCGCAGAACCGAAGAAAAGGCGAAAGGAAAGCCGGAAUUUUGGACGCUGACUGUUGUUCCUGUGUUUAAAAAAUUGAUAACGAAAUAUCCGGACUCCGCCUUGGAAUUAAUUAAAUCUAUAAGCGAUUUACCAUUGUACGAGAAAAUUAUAUUAAUAUGGAGUAACCAAAAGGAUUUACAUGCUUUUACCCCUGAGACAGAUGAAAUGCACGAGAAGGCCUCAUUCUUGGACAUAUCAAGUGAAUUAGCAUUUUUUUUGCGAUCGUUUUUCAUGAGCGCGCCAAGGAAAACAGAUGAAAUCGAUGAGGCAAAUAAGGUAGUGUGA